UAUGUGUCAGGGCGAAUCAGACGAGUGUCAUCCUCUCAAUUGUGAAGGAAAAUGUUUGUGUGAGGUUGAAAUGGCGGGUGUGAAGUGGCAGCUCGCACCAGCUCCUCGGGGUUUCGUGAGAUGUAAUUUUGUCGAGGAAAUUUACUCCUAAAUUUUUGCAUUCCUCCUUCUUCCGCCGAGUGAUGCUGCUUCUCGACGACAGUUAACAGAAGUUGCCAUUUAUGGUUUAAAAUCUUGAACUGCAACUAUACAAGACAUUCAGAUUUUAUAUGAGUUUUAAUUUACAUGGAUUAUAUAUCAACAAGUAUUUGAUUAUAAAAAUUUGAACAAUGUUCACAUGGAAAGGAGGACGUCUUCUGUUACUUACUGUUCAAGUUCUUCAACUAAAAAGGUGCUAAAUUCAUUGAGGAGGCUUGCUUGUAUCUGCUUUAUGAGUACACCAGCCAUCAUGUUUUUCUUAUACUCCAAGCUGAAGAUUAUGAAUGACUGCUCAAUUUUAUUGUGUAGAAUCUAUCAUUGCUUGCAAGUACGAGUUCAGUGAUUUUGUGGAAUUCCUUAUGAUGACAGUUGAAAAUUUUAAAAUUGAAAGCAUUUACCCCUUUAUUUUGUAUCCGAUUUUGUUUGAAUUUUGGAAAACGUAAAUAUUAAAAAGUUAAAAGAUGGGUGAUAAGUGUGUUGUUUGUGGUGAGGCGGAUCAAGGGAAACCUCUCUACAAGAAGCUUGGAUCUGGCGAGUAUAAUGUGGAAGUUAUAGUUGCUCUACGAGAUCUUGAGUUGACAAGUCUUCCAGAAUCUGCGAAGGCUGAUCAUUACAUCUGUUGGGAUUGCGAUGAAACCAUACUGCAGGAAUAUGGAAGGUAUCUGGAAUAUGAAGAGAAGAGGAAAGUACAAGAGGAAAAAAACAAGGAAGAAAAAAGAAUAAGAAAGAACGAGCAGCAAAGAAAAAGGAGAAUGCUAGUUUCUGAAAAGUCAACGAAACCUAAACAUCCUGUGAAAACAGUGCCUGAAGAUAUUUAUAUACCAAAAUUGAAACCGGUAGAGGUCCAGAAAACAAAUGACCAUCAAAAAAGCACCCACUGUGUCAUAUGUGACUGUACAUUUGAAGUUGCUAAUCGUGGAUACUACCGUCACACUCUCAAAAAGAUGGUUAAUGAUGACAUGGAUGUAGCUAGUGUAAUGGAAUUUCUUGGCUUGGCUCGUCGUAUAGCACCAGAGGUAAAGGCGAAGCGGUUUGUUUGUAACAAGUGUUUUUAUACCAUACGCAGGAAUUACAAGAACAAGCUUGCUAAAGGUACUUCAAUAGAGUCUCCCUCAGAUGGAAAGGCAUCUAAAAAGAAGCAACCAAUCCACAGAGCAACACCUGAUGAACAUGCUGCAGAAAUUGCAAAACUUUUACCACCUGCACUUGCAGAAUGCUACAAAAUUAUGACAAGUGACACUGUUUGUAGUGCCUCUGUUGAUGUUGAUGUGAGAGGCACUGUAGAUGCCAACAAUAGAAUAGAAGUUAACAGAGUUGAUGCUGAAGUGGAGGAAGAGGAAGGCCUUCGAAUUUCACAGGAUGAACAUGGUAACUUUGUAGUUGACAUGAAGAUAGAAAGUCCAUCAAAAGACAGUAACAAGAUGAAUAUUAACAAUAGUGAACAAGGAUCUAAAGUUACAGAGUCACAUCGCAAAAAGAAAAAUGUUAUGCUUCCAAAGAGACACCAUCGCCACCUUCUAGAAAAUGAUGGUGAAAAAUCUAGUCAGGCUGAAUCUGCUUUGCCGGGUGAGAUAUCUUUGCAAGUCAGUGCUGAUGGGAAGAAGAUUGAAAAUGUUGAUUCUUGCGAAGAUAUGAAUUCAAGAACUUGCAACAUAUGUGGGAGGACUUUUACUGGGAAGCCGGAUACUUGGUGGCAUACCCUUAGCAGCUCACUUACUGGACUGGAAAGUGUCACUGUAUCAAUGGCUUUGCAAAUGCUGGAGACAUCACUUGCGAACACCAGUGAAAAGGCACGGCUAGCCUGUCAAGUGUGCAAUUUAUGUUUUGGCAUGGUAUCAUCUGGUUUUAGACGUCAGGUUGUGGAGAGAAUAGCCAGGCAAAAGAACAUUGAUGCUUCUCAAGUCAAUUUUUCAAAAAUAAAAGUGAGAAUGAUGCGUAAAGAAGACUUGUGUGGGGUAGACGCUCAGAACAUCAGAAAGAAUGGUCUCGAUAAAGAUAACCACAAAACUGCUUCUAGUAAUGACAGUAAUACAAGUAAAUUGCUUGUCAAAGGGAAAAAUGAUUUGCACCAUGCAAAUGAACAAAAAAAACAAAAAGUAAAUAAUAUUGGUGCAGAAAAAAUUCGGGAUUCCAUUCCUGGGCCUCGGUCAUCCACAAAGAAGAAACAUGGGAAGUAUUCUACCAUUAAAACCAAUAACAAAUAUGGAAAGACUUUUGAUUCAAGUAGUUCUGAUGACUUUUCUUAUGACUCAAAUAAUCUAAGUUAUGAAAGAGGGUUAGGUGCUGCUGAACAUGUAACACCAAAGCAUGGUGUGUCAAGUGAAAGCAAUAUUGAUGGAAAGAGGAAGAAACCUGUGGUAAAUCAUAAGGUGCCAAGUGCUGCCCAAUCCGUAAGAACUAAGGGGAACUUCAACCAUCCUCAGAGUGAGAAGAAACAAAACUUACUUACUAGCAGUGACAGUAAAAAAGGGAUUGUGAGCAGUGAAAGUAGAAAGGAAAUUCCAGCCAUUUGUAGUGUUAAAGAGGUUCUUGUAGUAAAUAGAGGAGUGAGUCAGUUUGGUGGUGUGGAUGGUGAUGGUCCUGAUGCAGUUCUGCCAGUAAAUGAGAAAAAAUAUUAUGAAGUAAACAGGAAUUGCCAGUUUUAUUUUCCACUCUCAAAAAUGCAAGAAUCCAAAGUGGUAUUAAGUGAUAUGCGAAGGAGUCUCCCCAAAGAAGCAUUUGAUGGAAGAACUUUACUUGUACAUAAUCAGCCAAAUGGAGGAUAUAAAAUUAGUUGUUCCAAUGAAAGUCCACCAAGUUCUGCAUUUCAGUUUCUACUUAAUGCAGUGUUGCCUCCCAAUUGGUCAAAUUGUGCAAAGAAAGUUAAAGAAAUUAAAACUAAAAAGGAAAAUGAGGGUAUUGUUAGUGGUCGAUGUGUGGUGUGUGCAUAUUUCUUUCAUAGACCCUUAUCCAUGUGGCAUAAUCUACGUGAAGAUAUAAAACCUCCAUCACUUCAGGUUCCUGUUCGCUGGGUUCUAGCAUCCUUGAGUAUUGCUCCUGUUAGAUUGACAGCCAAGGAAAAAGAAGAAGGCAAGGUUUGUGAAGGUUGCUUCUCAAAUCUUACAAAGCAGUUUGAGGAGUUUGUCCGAGUGAAGAUUGGUGAAUCAUGUGAUAUGAUACCAAGUCAGGUUGUCAUAACAGAUUAUGUUGUGACCUUCAAUCAAGAGACGAUGAACAUAGAAGCAGAUCCAGUUGACCUUACACCAGAAGAGGAAGUGGAGGAAUCAUCGAGGAUUGUAAGUAAGGUGGAUUCUAUGUUGAAGUGUGUCAACUUUGACAGCCUUUUGGAUGGAUCCUAUAUCAAUCCCCUGAGUAAAGAAGAUUUUACCACUUGUUUGCUGUUAGCAUUAAAUGAGUUCAGGGUGCAGAUUGGUGUAAGUUCUACUGAAUUAAUGGAUUGGUUACUGCAACUGAUGCCCAUGGAAUAUCAUAUGAAGGGCUUGCAGCCUGUUGAGAGCAAGGUAUUUAUGUUUAUAAACAGUAUCACUUCUGCAUUGGAUGGCUCAAGCAGGGACUUUUUUGAUAAAAUUAGUACCACCCUUCCAGUUUACUUAUUUACGCCCCAUAAAAGUAUGAAAGCACUCAAGAAGACUGCAGAGUGUCCAGAAAUUAAGAAGGAGAUUAAAGAAGAAGUUCCAGAAGUGCAAAGUGACCGAAGUGAGCGGGAAUUGAAGUGGGAAGACUUUUUAAAUCGGGUUAAUAUUGAUCAUUUGCUUGAAGGUAAAGGAAGACCACUUCCAAGGAAGUAUUUCAAUAAUGGUUUAUUGUAUGGCCUGUGGAGACUUGCAGCUGAUUUGAAGGUGGGUGAGGACGUAUUGGGAAAUUGGCUGCAGCAGGUGUCUCCAAUUCCAUUGGAGAAGGAACAUGUGGCGCUUCUGCUUAAAGCUCCUAAACCCAUUCAUGACCAUCUUUUACAACAUCCAGAAGACAUAAGAAAGUUGGAUUGUGUAAUUAUUCCAGAGCCUCCAGCAUCAAGCUCUAAUAAAGGCAAGGGUGUUUCUAAAUUGUCGGGCGAAAAGGAGGAUUCUAAGACAGUUAAUCCAGAUUCAGAAACAAUUCCUGCUGGUGAAAAUGGAAGGCUAAUUUCACACCAAGCUUCUGUAAUGAGUAGCAAGGGGGUUACAAGCAAAAGAAAAGCAGAAUGGUCCACUCAAGAAAAAAAUUACAACAAAAGACUUAGAGGAGUUACUGAUCCUUCUGCAUCAUCUUCAACCCCUGCAUCUGUGUCAACUCCAGCUCCUAGUAAGAGACGUGGCUCUAAAGAAGUUGAUACAAGCAUGACAGUAUCUACAGCAAAACUGAAACCAGAUGAUCAGACUCCAGGAAAUCUUAAAAGUAAUUCUGAAAUAUCAGUGUCAUCACCGAAAGUUGACAUUAGUAUUAGUGAAUCUCCAACAAGCAAGUCACAGCAGGGGUCAGUUACCAAAGCUGGCUCAGGAAUUAGCCAAAAGUUAACUUUAACUAGACGUAGGCUUAAGAAAAAAAGGAAAGUUCGUCGUUUUACCACAGAAGAAUCUCAGGAAAGUAAUAAUAAUGAAAGUCACAAUAGCAUAAAGGAAUGUCAGGAACCAGUACAGACACAAGAAAGCAUUCAAAACGAAGCUAAAGAUUCUGCAGGAGAGAGUGGAUCUGGGGAAUUGGCAUCUAAGAUCAAGGAACUAGAAGAGCAGCUUCAAGCAGUUAAGCGUCAGAAUCAGGAACUUCUUGAGCUCAAUGAGAAAUUAGGUUUGGGUGCCAGCAAAGGAAAACAGAAAGAAAUACAAGUAAAGAAAAACGAGCAAAUUUCACCUUGUAAAAUUAGCACUUUGAAGUCUACGAGUCAAAGUAAAGUACAAAUGGAGUUAACAGCUAUGAAACCCAGCCAGGACAUCUCUUCACCAGGUAAUACUGCAAAGAGACAAGUGAAACUUUCCUUGAAACGAGGAUCACUUAGUUCAUUGAAAGAAGGAUCAGAGGAAGUUCAUCCGCAUGUUCUUAGUACAGACGAAGUUGAUCAGGCAAGCUUGAUGAAAGUGAAUAAAUUAAAAACAAAUAAUAAGGGUAUUGUACAAAAACAUUUGGUACAAAGUGAGUGUUCACAACCGCCAGUAACUUCUAGUGGAGUUCCGUUACCUGUUGGAAUUGACAAGAAAAUAUGUGGAAAUUCAGAAUCACCUUCACCCGAAGAAACUGGUAUGGCUAAUGUCAUAGGAGGAGAGAAGUGUUUGGAGAAAGAUGGAAAAUCAGAAGAGACAUGGGCUAAUGCCAGGGGGAAAGAAGAUGAGACGGAUUUGGAAAAACCAGAGGAGAAUGAAGAUAUUAAAGAUAUGGAAGAAAAAGUUGAAAUGGAAUGUGAAGGGUCAGCUAAAAAACAAACGAGUAUCAAAGACAGAGUGGACUGUGUUGAGAGUGCAAAUGGAAGGGAGGGAUCAGAUGCAGCACAAACUAGUUUAUUAGAAUCUGUAAAAAUUAAACAGGUGCCUUCUCCAAGUACAGUGGCCAGUGACAGCAGUGACAUCUCACAUUCAAAGUUAACUUUGGAUAAUGAGGUAGAUUUGAGAAGUGAAUCUGUUGCUAGUGAAAUUAGGAAAGAAUCUGAUUUAAGAAACAAUAUUACAUUGCAAAAUGAACAGGAAGGAAAUUCUUCAAGUUCUGAUAUGAUUACAGAGGGUGAGAAAGACAUCUCAAAUUCAGAGAGAAGAGAUGAAUCCCCUGGAAACAGCAAAACUUCAGAGGGGUGUACUGAAGUGGAGUAUGAAGACCCCACUUUGCAAGAAAGUUCAAGAGGAGUGUUAGAUUCGGUGAUGGCUUGUGAUAACAAGAUACAGUCUCAUCAUACUGGGAGUGAUCCCAGUUGUUUGGAAAAACCAUCUUUGGAAGAUGACAGAUCUAAUCAGUAUAGUGAUAAAGGGGAAGGUACAUCAUUUGUGACAAAAAGUUCAGAUGUUCAGGAUCCAAAUGAUCUUCAUGUAGAUGAACCAGAAUUUCCAAAUACUCUUCCAGAAAUGGGAGAGCAAGAUGCUGAUUCUAAAUUUGUAAGUCCGCAAGAGGACAAAGUUCAAAUGGAGGGGAAAAAAUUGUCAGAAAACCAUAAAGGAAAUGAUAAAAUUGAAGAUAUAGCAGAGGAAGAAGGGAGUUUAAGUAUUAAGAAAAGACACAAUAAAGAAGACAUUGUAGGGAAAAUACACAAAGGCAAAACUCCAGAUUUAGAGAGAAAACAGAUAAGUGUUGUAGAAUCUGGGGAAAAUGAACAAACUCAUGUUGAAGGUGAGGCCAAAUGUUUUGAGAAAGGUAGAAAGUCAGAUACAGAGGAAGAGAAAACUGAAACAAAGGAAGAUGUUUCAGACAAGAGUGUUUGCCCUCUUAAUGAAGAAAGUUUGAGUGAUUCAAUUUUAAAAGCAAGUGAGCCUUCAGACUCUUCUGUGACAAGUGGUAAGAAAGGAAACUGCUUGGGUGUAGAUGGUAACAAAGUGAUAAGAGGGAAUUUAGGUUGCACAGAAACGAACAAGAAAAGCAUUGAAUUUCCCACCAGAAUAGGAAUUGUUGGUGAAGCGUCUUCUUCAAAGUGUGCAGUAAGAGAGAAAGUUUCUGGAACUCAAAGCAAGAAAAUAAAAGUAAAGAGAGAGACUUUGGUUGGGCAGUUUACUGCAGUUAACAAGCACAAUUUACUUUCAGCCAAAAAAAGGAAAGCUGGUGAAUGUAAAACAACAGGUACCGAUAAUAAAGGGAAGCAAAGAAGAGUAGAUAUUUUAACACCAAGUAGUAGUACACAAAGUAGUAGUACAGGAACUUCCCCAGAUAAAGGAGCUGCAUCGAAAAAAGCUAAGCCUCGUUUUGAAGACUUGAUGACUUACGAUAUAUGAUACUAGGUUGUCUAAAGUUCAUUUUUCCUCCAUGUGUAAAUUUCAUCCAUUCUCAUUUUUCAUCAAAAGUACAUUUGGAUUCAUUUAGUUGAUUUUUAUACAUUUCUAGAAAACCAUUCAAUCAAUUGUACUUUCAUAUUUUAUUUUUUAAGAAGGAUAGUGUACAUUAUAUUUUUGAUGUACGUACUAAGAUUACCAAAGCAAAUCAUGCUACUGUACCUUUUGACCUUUACUUGGGCAUUUUUAUGCCAUUUGUAUAUAGAGUUUCAUUAUGAUUGCAUAUGCUGUUAGAAAUUUUGAAAGGAUUUGGCAAGAAAUAGAAGACCAUGGGCUCUGCUGUUCUUACACAGUAUGUCCAAAUGUUGCUGGAAGAAAAGUCAAAGGAAAAUAUUUGAAUAUUUUAUUGUACAUAAUUGUAUUGUAUUACAUCAUUUAUAAUAAAAUAUUACAUUUCUU
This is a messenger RNA of Macrobrachium nipponense, 7535 nucleotides long. RefSeq lists its product as uncharacterized. The record is from RefSeq and is a predicted model, not a curated record. Bases 660 to 7079 code for a protein of 2139 amino acids. Lineage: Eukaryota; Metazoa; Arthropoda; Malacostraca; Decapoda; Palaemonidae. The transcript has 9 exons.